Messenger RNA from Rotaria sordida, 4503 nucleotides. Lineage: Eukaryota; Metazoa; Rotifera; Eurotatoria; Philodinida; Philodinidae. The record is from the annotation of a GenBank genome assembly.
AUGGAAACACAAAACAUUGAUACACGUAAAAUGGCUGAUCAAACAUUAUUAGCAAAAGCUCGUAAAGCACGAUUUGAUGAUUUACCAAAUUUUUCUGGACAUCCUUCUGAGGAUGUCGAACGGUUUUUGAAAAGCAUCAAGAAUAUAACCAAGGCAACCGAUGAAUCAGAUAAUCAUGAAAUUUUAGAAAUUGUUCGUGGUAAAUUAAUUCGAUCAGCAGGAAUAUGGUUCGAUAAUAAUGAACCUAAUUUCAAAAAAUGGUCAGAUUUCGAAGCUGCAUUUCGAAAUCGAUAUUUUUCUACAACAUCAACUCACAAGAAAUUUGAUACAUUAAAACAACGUAAACAAUUACCGGAUGAACCGAUUACGUCUUAUUUCGAUGACAUUAUUAAUCUAUGCCAGGAAAUUGAUCCAACUAUGUCAGAAAAAAUUAUAAUUCAACAUUUAAUGAGUGGAAUUAAUCCCGAUUUUAGGAAGGAGUUAUCAAGACGUGAAUCAUCUAUCAAUACAUUGAAUGAAUUUUUAAAAUACGCAAAAAUCGAACAAGAUUUACAUGAUACAUUUCGUAAUUUAUCAAUCGAUUCACAACAACCCUAUGCUAAUUUCAAUCGUCCAUCACUGACUGCUGCACUUAAUCAACCAAAACGAUAUUAUAAUAACAUGAACCACAACAAUUCUGUUUCACAUUCAACACAAUCACAGAGUUCCGUUUCUCAGCGGAACUCGAUUCCAACACUUGGAAAUCGAACAUCCAUGGCACCUGAUAGACAACAAAUUCGAAAUUAUCCACCACAAUCAAUAUCAAAAAAGAAACCAAUCAAUAGUCGACCAACAUCACAAUAUCAAUUCAACAACUGUAAAUUCAUUUACAAAACCCACACGUGUCAAACAGCAAAUUCAACUCCUCUUGAUAUUAUUGGUCAAAUUGAAUUGGAAAUUAAAAUUAAAUAUAUUAAAACUUAUAUCAUUGCUUAUGUCGCAACAAAUUUAAUUACACCAAUUCUUUUAGGCAAUGACUGGAUUAAUUUUAAUCAUGUUCACCUCUUUGGCGACCAGAAACACUUAACAAUUCCUGAUCAACAUGGUCAAUUAACUCGAAUUCCAUACACCGAACCGGCUUCCAUCAAUUAUCCCGCUCUAUUAGUUAAUCAAAUUACCCUGCCUCCACAUUCACAAACACUGGUUGACAUUACUUCUCAAGUUACUAAUGCCAACAAUUUAAUAUUUGAACCAUAUGAUCGCUAUAUCUCAAAAUUUAUUUUUAUACCGCAUACAUUAUUAAAUGUUAAUAAUCAUCAAGCAAAAAUUUUAUUAAUAAAUGCUCAAAAUCGUCAACAAACAUUACCAAAGAAUACACGCAUCGGAACUCUAUCAUAUGACACAACAUUGUCCAUAUGUACUACAAUACAAAAUUCGACAAAACCGGAACCACCGUCGAAUUUUCAAUCAUCCCGAAAACACAAAAUUCCUAAAAUAAGAGCUAUCUCAUAUGAUAAAGAUAACUCGAAUCAAACUCUCCGAGAUAAUCGUUGUCAUCAAUGUAAUGAAUAUUUUCUAUCUGGAAAUGACUUACAAAAACAUUUACGUGCACAAUGUUAUUCAGAUCAGAUUCGAAAACAAAUAAUCGAAUCGACUGCUCAUAUAGGAAAUCCAAAACAUCGAGAAGCAAUUCAAGAUAUAUUAUGGCGAAAUAAAAUAUUAUUUGAUCCGACACCAUCAAUUAUUAAUAUUCCACCGCAAUCGGCAAUUAGAACUGGUGAUCAUCCACCUAUUUAUUCGAAACAAUAUUCAGCUUCGUAUAAAGAUCAAGAAAUUAAAUUUCAAGAAACACAGAAAUUAUUAGAACGUGGUCAAAUUGAAGAAUCAACAUCUCCAUGGUCAUCACCUAUCGUUCUCGUCAAGAAGAAAGACAAAACCAUGCGAUUUUGCAUUGAUUAUCGUCGAUUAAAUGCCAUCACGAUUAAAGAUGCAUUUCCACUUCCACGAAUUGAUGAAAUAUUCGAUCAAUUAUCUGAUGCAACGUAUUACACAAAAUUUGAUUUUAAAUCAGGAUAUUUUCAGGUUCCUCUAUCGGAAGAGGACCGACCAAAAACUGCCUUCUCAACCCGAGACAAUCAUUAUCAAUUUACAGUUCUUCCACAAGGAAUAACAAAUGGUCCAGCUACAUUUCAACGUGUUAUUAAUCACAUAUUAGGUCCUGCACGAUGGAAAUAUGCAUUAGCAUAUAUUGAUGAUGUAAUUAUUUACUCCAAGACAUUCGAAGAACAUUUGUCUCAUCUCAAGGAAAUUUGUCAAAUAUUAAAAAACGCUCGUUUUCGUCUCAAUCCAGAUAAAUGCGAAAUUGCUCGUACGCAAACAGAAUAUCUUGGACAUCAUAUCCAAAAUGGUGAAAUUCGUCCAAGUCCACACAAUAUACAAGGCUUAUUAAAUACAAAAUUACCACAAACAGCAGAUGAAGCUUGUAAAUUUGUUAAAGCAGCAGAAUAUUAUAGAAAAUUCAUACCAAAUUUUUCACAAAUUGCCGAACCACUUAGGAAAUUUGUACCAACUACCAGAACGCAACAGAAAAAAGGACAAAAAACGUUAAUUAAACUAACAGAUGAAGAAAUUAAAGCAUUUGAACAACUCAAACAUUUUCUUACAACUGAUUUAGUUUUACGUCUACCAAAUAAUAGAUUCCCUUUUAAAGUUCAAACAGAUGCUUCUGAUGAGGGAAUCGGUGCUGUUUUAUUACAAACUUAUCCUGAUGGAGAUAGACCUGUAGCUUAUCUUUCUAAGAAAUUUACUCAAGCACAACGUAAAUGGUCUCCUAUGGAACAAGAAUGUUAUGCUUUUAUUUGUGCUUUAGACAAAUGGCAUAAUUAUUUAAGUGGAAUUAAAUUCACUUGGGAAACCGAUCAUAAGGCAUUAACACAACUAAAUCAAAAAGCACAACUUAAUAAACGAUGUGAAAGAUGGAGAUUAAAAAUCUUAGAAUAUGACUUCAAGGUGAAAUAUAUCCCAGGUUCAACUAACUCGAUGCCUGAUUAUUUAUCAAGGUCCCCAGUCGAUGAUGCCGAAGAAGAUCCUGAUGAAGUUUCACUUCUUAUUUCGAAAUCCACACAAACCGAUUUCUCAGAUAUAAAAAACCAAUCAUCUAUCGUCGCAGCUGUUCAAACUCGUGCGAUGAAAUUACGACAUCAAACUUUAAAUGAUCCGAACGAUGGCACAAAAUCAGCACAAGAUUCUCUAACUUCUUCAUCCGCCAAUCAAACAUUGAAUAAUUCAAUGAAAGAGAAUCGAAUAAUUUCAUUUUCCAUUGAAGAAUUAAUUCAAGCUCAACAAAAUGAUAAUUAUGCAAAAAAUAUUCUGAACAAUAUCAAGAAAUAUAAAAAUUAUAUGAUCAAAGAUAAUCUUUUAAUGUGUCGAUCAAAACCGUCAGUUCCUUAUGUACCACAAGGUGAUUUUCGAAAAACAAUUUUACAAAUUUACCAUGAUACUGCAGCCAAUGGUGCUCAUUUCGGAAGAGAUAAAACGAUAUAUAAAAUUAAACAACGUUAUUUUUGGCCUUCAAUGUACAAAGACAUUGAUAAUUAUGUUAAAUCAUGUAUUUUAUGUGCUCAACAUAAUCCUCGUCGACAAAAAACUCCUGGUAAAUUACGACCAAUUAAACCCCCAGAAGGUGUAUGGCAACUCGUAGCUAUGGAUUUUCAUGGUCCUAUUAAUCCAACAUCUCGUCGUGGUAAUAAAUAUAUUAUAUGUCUCACGGAUAUUUUAUCAAAAUUUGUAGUAACAAAAGCAGUACGUGAUAAUACUGCACAAACAGCUGUUAAAUUUCUAAAAGAAGAUGUUAUUUCAAAAUUUGGUACACCUCGAUGUAUCUUAACCGACAACGGCACUCAUUUUACAUCAACAGUUAUGAAUGAAUUAGUCAAACAAAUUGGAUCAACACAUUUAUAUUCAACACCAUAUCAUCCUCAAUCGAAUGGUCAAGUUGAAAGAUACAAUUCAACAAUGGAUGCAAAAAUUGCAGCUUUAUCCAAUAUACAAAAAACAGAUUGGGAUGAUCAAUUACCGUUUGUCACGUUCAAUUACAACACGUCGAUCCAUUCCUCAACCAAGCAAAUUCCAUUCGAAAUGAUGUAUGGCCGCACACCAAUAUUACCAUUUGAUUAUCAAGAAGAUAAUGUUACAAUUCAAUAUGACAAUGAACAUGUGAAAAAGCUUCAUGAAUUUUUAGCAAAAUUAAAUGCACAAGCAAAAAUUAAUAUUAUAAAAAACCAAGAACGAUACAAACAACGUUAUGAUGCAAAUCGUUCUGAUCCAUUAUACAAUACCGGUGAUCUCGUUCUCGUUAAAACACUCCAUAUGCAUUCAAAAUUUAAUGUUCGUUAUGAAGGACCAUUUAGAAUUACUGAAAAACUUGCACCAAAGACAUUUAUCGUACAACACAUCAAGAAACCAACAUUACAUCGUCAAGUUACAACUGAUGUGUUACUUCCAAUAUUCGAGCGAAUUCAUUAA